Messenger RNA from Colletotrichum scovillei, 793 nucleotides. RefSeq lists its product as uncharacterized. Bases 122 to 541 code for a protein of 139 amino acids. Lineage: Eukaryota; Fungi; Ascomycota; Sordariomycetes; Glomerellales; Glomerellaceae. The record is from RefSeq and is a predicted model, not a curated record. The transcript has 3 exons.
AGCUUUCCCGCAUCCCUUGUGUCAGGGGAGUGGGCGGUGGUCUCAUUGGUGAAGUCAUUCUCAGGGUGUGGGUUGUACAGGAUCACCGUGGGCCCUUGUUCGAGCUACCUACCUUGAACGUAUGCCCCUAUGGCAAGUCAAAGCUCGAGCUGGGUGGUGGGUGCUUCGACUCAGCUGUGAAGCCGGAUUGCUUAUAUACCUCCUCUUCUUCCCCUCAUUUUCUCAUGGAUCCUCAUUGCAUCACAGCUAUAAACACCUUGACAAUUACAAUCACAAGCCAUUUACGACUAGAAAUCAUCAAGUCACACAUAUAACAACACCAACCUUCAAUAUGGACUCAAGCAAGAACGUCGAUAUCCCCGUCUCUCCUACCGGCCGCAGACGUAGCUCCGGAACCCUCUUCCAAGGUCUCAUGGAUCAAAAGCGUCACGACGGCAACGCAGCCCGUAGACAAUCAAUGACAGACUCAAAGCCGGCGCCUGGAUUCAUUGGGCAAAUGUGGCACAACUGGACUCGUGGCCCUGCUAGCCCCCCGAAAUAGGAGUUUUGUGAUAAAGGCAUGGCGAUAAGGGAGUUUGUAAGAUUGAAUAGUUUUGGCGUUUGGGGACAGAUGAGAAGCCCUUUGAGGCACUCGCUUUUGUAAUGUUACGUGGCACAUAUCAACCUGCCACAGUUUGUCGUACAGAAUAUGGAAUACCAACCUCUUCUGCUUGGGCCUAAUUGCUUUGUAUGACGACCGUGACUUACACGCUACUUUCCCACGCGCACCCUUGGGAGACUUCAAACUUUGCGA